Molecule: messenger RNA, 939 nt
Organism: Debaryomyces tyrocola
Lineage: Eukaryota; Fungi; Ascomycota; Pichiomycetes; Serinales; Debaryomycetaceae
Source: the annotation of a GenBank genome assembly
AUGAAUAGAAAUUCCCCUGUAGAACGCAAUAACUUCCAACGUCCAUCACCCCCUCUUUCAAGGCCUAGAUCGCCUCAACAAGAUUCUACAAAAUUUGUGAAAAAGAUCAGUAGCACGAGAGAAUCACAAUCAACAAUGAAUGGCAAUUCAUCAACUACUGAUGAGAACCCUAGUGAGAAACACAAUGAUAAAAGUAUAAAGUUCAGGGAAAUACAUGGCUUACUUGAACCCACUGAGAAGAUCUUGAAGAUGGACAUCAUUUUGAGGCUGACUUUAAGUAAUAAAGAAGUGAAAAGAGAUACUUCUCAGCUGUUAGAUGAUUCCAUGAUUGAUGAUUUGAUCACCAGAUUCAAUAACACCUUAGAGAGAACAUCCGUACCUGUCAUUACGGUAAUUACAAACCAAGCUCGAGUAUUUUUUAUUGAUGGCUCGCUCAAUGUUAUGAUGGUUGAUUUGAAAGCAAAUCAAGGUGGAGAUUAUCUGAUGUACGACUACGAAUUCGAAAGUAUUAGUGUCGAAGAUGAAGAUGGAAGUAUUGAAGAAGGACAAGAGGUAUAUGGCUAUCUUAUCUUGGAGUUAAUAAGAGAGAAGGGUGAUUUAAUAUUCCUUAAAAGAGUCAGCGAUAUGAACUCGCCUUUAAUCAAAGAUUCUGUAAAGGUUCUCGAUAAAGAUGGACACGAAAUCAAACUCGGUAAAAAUUAUGGGUGGAUUGAUUGCCUUCUCAUGGCUAAGGAAAUGGUGGAUACUAAUAAAACAUCCAACAACAAUGGUAAAACCAAGAAAGCUCCGAAACAAGCGAAUAAAGGGCCAGGCAAAAAGCCAAAACAAAAGGUCCCUAGCUCGAGUAGUACAAGGUCAGAGGUUUCUUCAAGUGCGCCUAAGAAUGCCAACCCACUUAGUAAAUUGGCUUACGCUGCCGCUGCCGCAGCCCACAAGUAA